AAAAAAUGUGAGUCGUGCUGUGCACACACACACUCUCUCGCUCGCUAUCUCUCUCUCUUACCUGCUAGGUACCUAACUUUGCUGGCUGGCUCAGUUCACUCACUCACGCACUCACUCACGGACUUACCUAUCUAACGACUCCCCUCCGCACUACUCACCAACACACUAACACACCUACCUUUCUUCCGGACCCCAUCACCCCAUCCACACACACACCCACCACAAACCACCCGCUUACCCAACCCAUCUCAUCACAGCACUCGAAGCAAAGCAACAGUAAGUAGGUAAGCAGCUCGCAGCGCCCACCCACCCAAUCAACCGCCCGCCUCACAGCCCUCUCCAUUCUCACACCACAGCACAGCACAACAACGCGAGCCGAGGCACCAAAAAGAUGGAAAGCCGCUACACAGCACCCGCAACCCCCCCAAAAAGGAGGACACGGGCUACUGUACCGGCCACGGGCCCGCCUACCGCAUGCCGCAGAGCAGCAGCAGCAGCAGCAGCAGCCGAGAACGCAAAAAGGCGCCAGAUCCUCCCGCGCCCGGUCGUCCGCCUCGGCAACCCGCAGCCACCCACCCACCCACCAAGGCAGCACCCCCAUCCGGAGAUCCGCGCGUACCAGCACACCUGCGCGGCCGCGCGGUCGUGCGUGCAGUGCAGGCGCGCCUGACGAUCACCCGGCACGGCACGGCAAGCCAUAGCCAGGGCCGAGCGCGCGCGCGCGAGCGGCGCGACCAACCUGCCUAGCUAGCUAGGCCGAUCAUCCGCCUGAAAGCGCACGCAGGAGGAGAAACACCAGAAAGAGCUCGUACUGUAGGAACAGCCUGCCAGCACCCACGUACGCCAGCACGCAAGCAAGCAAGCAGCCGUUCCAGGGCCGGGGCAGGGGCUGGGACCGCCCGGAGCGCGCGCGCGCGCGCUUGCCCGCGCCGGAGAUAGGGAGGGGAAGCGCGACACGAGAGCGGUGAGAGACUCUGCGCUCCAACAUCACCACCACACCACCUGCCGCCGGGUCUGAGUCGAGUCGAGUCGAAUCCGAGUCUAGACGGGCGCGAGAACACACGCCUUGGCACAACGACUGACUGUUGCCUGGGCCAACGCGAGCCAGACGCGGAUGGUCUGGAUUGGAGGCUUGGAGCGGAGCGCCGCAG
This is a messenger RNA of Aplosporella prunicola CBS 121167, 1151 nucleotides long. RefSeq lists its product as uncharacterized. NCBI's taxonomy places the organism in Eukaryota, Fungi, Ascomycota, Dothideomycetes, Botryosphaeriales, Aplosporellaceae. The transcript has a single exon. The record is from RefSeq and is a predicted model, not a curated record. Bases 392 to 670 code for a protein of 92 amino acids.